Messenger RNA from Ectocarpus sp. CCAP 1310/34, 2841 nucleotides. The record is from the annotation of a GenBank genome assembly. Lineage: Eukaryota; Phaeophyceae; Ectocarpales; Ectocarpaceae.
GCUGGCUCCGUGUACAGCGGGCUGGUGCUGCACAGCAGGCCGUGCCCCAUGCAGGCGCCUUUCGACGCAGAGGGAAAUGGUUCGCCCUCAGAUGAUACGGACGUGCUGCAAGAGAACCCGGCAGCGCCUGGGGCACAUGCGCAGGACGGCAGCGGCGGCCUGUUAGAGGCAACUUUCGAAGAGAGGUUCGAACAGUUUUACCUUCAGCUUGCCGAGGGCAAGACUGGGGGCAUGGUGGCCUGUGUCGACGAGAUGCAAAGGAUCGUGGAUUCCACGCGUCAAAGAGAGCAGCAACUGGAUCCCGUGAAACCGCCAUCGGCGGCAGCACCGCCACAAGGGUCGCCACCAUCCUCGACGUCGCCGUCCGCGGCGGUCUACGACGAAAUGCUACAAGACUGCCGCAGGAAGGCGGGAGAGGUGACUCUCGACCGCCUGCGGAAGCUGUGCCAGAAGCUUUCCCGGCCUGACGCGAACCGCCAUGACGACGGCGGCCGCAUGGGCGGGGACGGCGGCACUGCGCUGGGCGAGGAGGAGACGGUGGUGGUCAGCUACCACGCCGCCCUGUUGGGCAAGGCCGAGGGCGCAGCCAAUAUCUACGGCGGAUUCCUCCGAAAUAGGCUCAAGCAGGCCAACGACGCCGCCGUCAAAAAGCUCUCCUCGCUGCGGCCCUUGUACCGCCUGAGCCUCGCCUCCGGCGGCGGCGGCGGCGGGGUAGCAGCAGGAGGAGGAGGGGGGGACGCGUCGGAAGGGGGGAAACGCGGUGCCGCGGCCGCUGCCGACCCCCACCCCCACAUCACGGCUCUUGCGACCGUCUUGGGGGAAGGGAGCAAGCUCAUGGUCCGGCUCGCUGAGUCUAGCCUAGGGGACGGGGUGAUGGAACCGGUCGCCGAACUGCUGCAUAAGGACAGCAAGACUCAGGCGGUCAAGAUUUUAGAGUGGUUCCAGCACGACGCAGACCUGCCCAAGUGGCAAGCACAGGUAUCGGGAAGGACCGCGGUGGAACGAGCGGCGGCUGCCGGUGGAGGGAGCCGCCCGUCUUCGGCCCCUACCAGCGGCAACGGCCGCGGCGGCGGUGGCGGUGGCGGCGGCAGCGGCGGCGGCGGCGGGGAGGGCUUGUUCGACGCGCGAGGGAUGGAUUUCGUAAUCGAUGAGAUGGCGCUUGCCUGCCAGUACUGCCACAGAUACCUUGACUUCGUGGCCGACGACCUGGGCCUGCCGGAGGACCAGUCGUCCGAGUUCUACGCUCAGGUGCGAUUGACAGAAGGCGCCUACGUGCAACUGGAAGACGCGUACUGCCUCAGGAGCGUCGAAGAAGCCAUGCGGAUAGCCGAGCCCAUAGAGGUGCAGGAUGGGACGUACGUGAGCUCGAUGGUGGAGGACGCCAGCUUCCUGGUCCACAAGAGCUUGCGGCGCUCGGUGUCGACUCGCAGCGAGCAAGCCAUCAUGGCCGUGUGCAACAGGGUGACGGAGAUACUGGACCCGCACGCGCCGGAGCCAUCGUUCUACGGAGGACUGGCGACCGAGGCGGACCACAGGGUCCCCGUGGGUGGGGGUGAGGGAGGGAGGGGCGACGGCGAGAAGGGGAGCGACCAGCAGCCGAACGACUUUUCCACGGCUCUGGCGAAGUGGGAUUGUGGGGGGUGGGCGCUCGAAGAAGCCGCAGACGAGCAUUCGGGCCCAAGAGGGGAGGGGAGCGGGAACGGGGGCGCCGCCGGCAUCUGGGCGGGGGAGGGGUUCGGCGAGGUCGAGGGCGCGAUGGUCGGGAUCAAUAGCGUGCACGUGGCGCUCUCGUCGGUGUCUGCGAUUCAGGACGCGUUGAAUCGGUUCCUGGAAGCGAGCAACCCUCUGGUGGGCCUCAUGCUGGACGAGGUGGCGCGGAUACUCCGGUCCUACAAGGAACUGCGGGACUCCCGCCUCAACGACGUCCUGGAAGCGCUUUCCCCCCCCGUGUCGAGCGCCAUCGCCAACGCCUUUGGCUCCUCGUCGUACGCCCUCGGCCCCGCCCAGUACGAGCUCCGAUCGGGCGACCUCCCCGGCGCCCGCCGCGUCCUACACGCAGCAACGCGCGCGAUGACCGGCAGCGACAGCAGCGGGGAGAGUGGUGCGGGUGCGGGGGCGGGGGCGGAUGGAGGUUGCCGCGCCGCGCUGCUGCAGGAACCGUUCGAGGAACUGGUGCGGCGCUUGGCGAGCCGGGUCGCCACGGGCGUGGAGAUGGCGGCCAGGGCCAAGGGGCACGGUGGUGGUAGUGGUGGUGGCGCCGGGGGAGGGGGGGGGGGGUUCACCGAGUGGGGCGCCCUGUUGUUGAGGAAAGAGGUGCGAACGCUGCAGCAAGGCUUGGCGGCGCUGAUGGAGACGGACAGCCUUAGCACGGAGUUCGGUGACCUCAACGAGCUGGUACGGCUGCUGAACUUUGAGCGACCAGCGGACGCCCUCGACUACCGCCCGCCGCCAGCCCCUAGACGCCCUGGGGACAACGGCAGCGCGGGGGUAAACGGUGGCGGUGGCGGUAGGAUUGGCGACGGCGGAAACGCGUCCGUUUCUUCCGAGAGGGUGAAGGAAGUGCUAAGACUAAGAGCUGAAUUCCAGCGGGAGGCGAUCGACGCGUUAGAGUUGUGACAUGACGACGUGGCGCAACGCGCGAACGCUGAAGUCAGGGGCCAUUAUCGUCAGCGCGUUGUUCGGUUGUUGAUGAGGGAUGGGUGGUGGUCGCGUUCCUGCUCGCUUGCAAAAGGAUGGGGCAGACAUAGUGAGCUGCAGUAGUGAAAGGUUUGGUAUUACCAGGGUUGGUUACCAUGUCCUCGUCGUUGAGCGGAGGCCUCCACUCCCAUACAUAGGGGUCCA